GGGGCCGCGGAGCACUCUGGCCUGGAGCCGUUGGGAACCGGGCGAUUUGUUGAAUUUCUGACGAUCUUUCUUUAUCAGCGCGGUGCCAGGCGGCUCUCGGAAUGCGGCACCUUUUUCCAGUGGAGUGACAUCAUUCGAGCUUACCAUUCGCGUUCCUUGUCUGUGUCGGCUGGUCGGGCUCUGACUUUGGCUCUGGCUUCGCGGAGAAGGGCUUGCCUGUCGUUGUCGCUGUCACCGUGGUCGCGGUCGCUUGUUCGUUUUCGUUUUCUUGAAGUCAAGUUGGCUUUUGCAAUUUAAUGCACGACUCGUCGUUCAUCUCAUCCGGGAAUAUUAAUCUUUUAUUUACCCUGCCUAAAUCGGUGAUAAAAAUUCAAAGCGAAAUUCCCCCACUUUAAGAAAGUUACUUCGGUCGAGACUUGUUUCCUUGACGCGUGCAUUUGGUGGUUUGUCGGAGACAAGUUGGGAACGAAAAGGCAUUGUUUGUGCGGCAGCGAACGACGUAAAUUCGCAGAUACGGUUCCAUUCUUUUUGGAAGCAAAAUACGAAAACCAUUUGAAAAGUUAAAAAGUCGGCGCGUGGAAAAGAGACAGACAGCAGGAAAGAGGUUGUGCCGUGGAGCAAUAGUGCAGGAAGAAACGAGACCGCUCGAGGAUUAGCCAUACGUUCUACAGACAGGGCCGAAAGGCAAACGUAAAAAUUCUUCCAUUCUCGUUGUUUUGUGUGCAGUGAAAAAUGGCAGACGACAUGGGUGAUCGUAAUGAUCCGGAAUUGAAAUAUCUGUCGGUGGAGAGGAAUCCAUUCAACGACCCAGCGACGCAGGCGGAGUGGACACAAAAACGACUUGUUUGGGUUCCACACGAAAACCAGGGUUUUGUAGCAGCUAGUAUAAAACGUGAACAUGGUGACGAGGUUGAAGUUGAACUGGCUGAAACAGGAAAGCGUGUUAUGGUCCUUCGAGAUGAUAUUCAAAAAAUGAACCCACCAAAAUUCGAUAAAGUUGAAGAUAUGGCUGAAUUGACAUGUCUAAAUGAAGCCUCAGUCUUGCAUAAUAUUAAGGACAGAUAUUUCUCCGGUUUAAUAUAUACUUAUUCCGGACUGUUUUGUGUAGUUGUAAAUCCAUAUAAAAAGCUUCCAAUUUAUACGGAGAAAAUUAUGGAGCGAUACAAGGGAAUAAAACGACAUGAAGUGCCUCCACAUGUAUUCGCCAUCACGGAUACUGCCUAUAGGUCAAUGUUGCAAGAUCGUGAAGAUCAGUCAAUUCUGUGUACAGGUGAAUCAGGUGCUGGAAAGACAGAGAACACGAAAAAAGUUAUUCAGUAUUUAGCCUAUGUGGCGGCAUCUAAACCGAAGGGCUCUGGUGCGGGACCACAUCCAGCUUUAAUUAUUGGCGAACUAGAACAACAAUUGCUGCAAGCGAAUCCAAUCUUAGAAGCAUUUGGUAAUGCGAAAACUGUGAAAAACGACAAUUCAUCACGUUUCGGUAAAUUCAUUCGUAUUAACUUCGAUGCGUCAGGAUAUAUAUCAGGAGCAAACAUUGAAACUUACCUUCUGGAGAAAUCACGUGCCAUUCGUCAAGCUAAAGAUGAACGAACAUUCCACAUUUUCUAUCAACUAUUGGCUGGCGCAUCUCCUGAACAGAAGGAGAAGUUCAUUUUGGACGACAUAAAGACCUAUUCAUUCCUAUCGAACGGAACCCUUCCCGUUCCAGGAGUCGAUGAUUUUGCCGAAUUUCAAGCUACAGUGAAAAGUAUGAACAUCAUGGGCAUGACAUCAGAAGAUUUCAAUUCUAUCUUCCGUAUCGUGAGCGCUGUGCUGCUUUUUGGAUGCAUGAAGUUCCGUCAAGAGCGCAGUUCAGAUCAAGCAACCCUACCAGAUAACACCGUUGCUCAGAAAAUUGCUCAUUUGCUUGGUUUGAAUGUCACCGAUAUGACAAGAGCCUUCCUAACUCCAAGGAUAAAAGUGGGAAGAGAUUUUGUAACGAAAGCUCAAACUAAAGAACAGGUUGAGUUCGCUGUGGAAGCUAUCGCGAAAGCUUGUUAUGAACGAAUGUUCAAAUGGCUGGUCAAUAGGAUAAAUCGUUCAUUGGACCGAACAAAACGUCAAGGAGCUAGUUUCAUAGGCAUCUUGGAUAUGGCUGGUUUCGAAAUUUUCGAAUUGAAUUCGUUCGAACAGUUGUGUAUCAAUUACACCAACGAGAAACUACAGCAACUGUUCAACCACACGAUGUUCAUUCUGGAACAAGAAGAAUACCAACGUGAAGGUAUUGAAUGGAAGUUCAUUGAUUUUGGGCUUGAUUUGCAACCAACUAUUGAUUUAAUCGACAAGCCUGGUGGUAUUAUGGCUCUUCUGGACGAAGAGUGCUGGUUCCCUAAAGCCACAGAUAAAACAUUUGUAGAUAAGUUGGUAUCAGCGCACUCCAUGCACCCGAAAUUCAUGAAAACAGAUUUCCGUGGACAAGCCGACUUCGCUAUUGUUCACUACGCUGGAAAGGUUGACUAUUUAGCCAGUCAAUGGCUGAUGAAAAAUAUGGACCCUCUGAACGAGAAUAUUGUGUCUUUGUUGCAAGCCUCACAGGAUCCGUUCGUUGUUCAAAUCUGGAAGGAUGCUGAAAUCGUGGGUAUGGCACAACAGGCUUUGACUGACACUCAAUUUGGUGCUCGGACACGUAAGGGAAUGUUCCGUACAGUAUCGCAUUUGUACAAAGAACAAUUAGCUAAAUUGAUGGAUACACUUCGAAACACGAAUCCGAACUUUGUGAGGUGCAUAAUCCCGAAUCACGAGAAGCGUGCUGGAAAAAUUGAUGCUCCAUUGGUUCUCGAUCAGCUACGAUGCAAUGGUGUCUUAGAAGGAAUCCGUAUUUGCCGGCAAGGUUUCCCGAAUCGUAUUCCAUUCCAAGAAUUCCGUCAACGAUACGAACUUCUCACUCCAAAUGUCAUUCCGAAAGGUUUCAUGGAUGGCAAGAAAGCGUGCGAGAAGAUGAUUCAGGCUUUGGAGCUGGAUCAGAAUUUGUACAGAGUUGGACAAUCGAAGAUUUUCUUCCGAGCUGGAGUAUUGGCCCAUUUGGAAGAAGAAAGGGAUUACAAGAUUACCGAUUUAAUAGUGAAUUUCCAAGCUUUCUGCCGUGGAUUCCUUGCUCGUCGUAACUACCAGAAGAGAAUGCAACAACUCAAUGCUAUUCGCAUCAUUCAGAGGAACUGCGCAGCUUAUCUGAAGCUAAGAAACUGGCAGUGGUGGCGAUUGUAUACAAAAGUGAAACCUCUCCUGGAAGUGACGAAACAAGAAGAAAAAUUGGUGCAAAAGGAGGAUGAGUUGAAGCAAGUUCGUGAAAAGUUGGACAGUCUUACUAGAAACGCUCAAGAAUAUGAGAAGAAAUAUCAACAGGCAUUGGAAGAAAAAACAACUUUGGCUGAGCAGCUACAAGCUGAGAUUGAACUGUGCGCCGAGGCUGAAGAGAGCCGUUCGCGUCUUAUGGCAAGAAAACAAGAGCUUGAAGACAUGAUGCAAGAGCUGGAAACUCGUAUCGAAGAAGAGGAGGAGCGUGUUUUGGCUUUGGGAAAUGAAAAGAAGAAGCUGGAAUUGAAUAUUCAAGAUCUGGAGGAACAACUUGAAGAAGAAGAGGCUGCACGUCAGAAACUACAACUUGAGAAGGUUCAAUUGGACGCAAAGAUUAAAAAGUACGAAGAAGACCUUGCUGUGACGGAUGACCAGAAUCAGAAGUUACUGAAGGAGAAGAAGAUUCUGGAAGAACGUGCCAAUGACUUAUCUCAGACAUUAGCGGAGGAGGAAGAAAAGGCUAAGCAUUUGGCGAAGCUGAAAGCAAAGCAUGAAGCGACCAUUGCAGAACUUGAAGAACGACUUCAUAAAGAUCAGCAACAACGGCAAGAAUCUGAUCGCACAAAGCGAAAAGUGGAAACUGAAGUGGCGGAUCUUAAAGAACAGCUCAAUGAGCGUAGAAUUCAAAUCGAAGAAAUGCAACAACAAUUGUCUAAACGUGAAGAAGAACUCACUCAAACCUUAAUGCGGAUCGAUGAAGAGUCAGCAUCAAAAGCCAGUGCUUUGAAAUUACAGCGAGAGUUGGAAUCGCAACUUGCUGAAAUUCAGGAGGAUCUUGAAGCUGAAAAGGCGGCACGUGCAAAGGCAGAGAAGAUACGCCGAGACCUAAGUGAAGAAUUGGAAGCAUUGAAAAAUGAAUUGUUGGAUUCGCUUGACACAACUGCUGCCCAACAAGAGCUUCGCUCGAAGCGAGAACAAGAAUUAGCAACUUUGAAGAAGAGCUUGGAAGAAGAGGCUGCGAAUCAUGAAGCAAAUAUCGCUGAAAUGCGUCAUAAACAUUCACAGGAAAUCAAUGGCAUCAACGAUCAGUUAGAAAACUUGAAGAAGGCAAAAACAGUAUUGGAGAAGACGAAACAGACUCUUGAAGCUGAAAAUGCCGAUCUAGCAACUGAAUUGAGAAAUGUGAAUAGUUCUCGACAAGAGAAUGAUCGUCGUAGGAAACAAGCUGAAUCACAAAUUGCUGAGUUGCAGGCUAAACUUGCAGAAAUUGAAAGGGCUCGUUCAGAAUUACAGGAAAAAUCGGUGAAAUUACAACAAGAAGUGGAGAACAUUACCCAACAACUGGAAGAGGCUGAUCUUAAAGCUUCAGCGGCAGUUAAGUCGGCAAGCAAUAUGGAGAGCCAAUUGACGGAGACUCAGCAACUAUUAGAGGAGGAAACUCGGCAGAAACUUUCUCUGAGCUCGAAGCUUCGACAGCUUGAGUCAGAAAAGGAAGCUCUUCAAGAGCAACUUGAGGAAGAUGAAGAAGCUAAGAAGAAUUAUGAACGCAAAGUUGCAGAGUUGAAUGUGCAAAUGCAAGAGAUGAAGAAAAAGGCUGAGGAAGAUGCUGAUGUUGUAAAAGAAUUGGAAGAAAGUCGGAAGAAAUUGAAUAAGGAAAUUGAAGCCUUGGAACGGCAAGUAAAGGAACUGCAAACUCAAAAUGACAGACUUGAUAAGAGCAAGAAGAAACUACAAUCUGAGUUGGAGGAUGCCACGAUCGAGUUGGAAGCGCAGAGAACUAAAGUGUUGGAAUUGGAGAAAAAACAGAAAAAUUUCGACAAAAUCCUGGCCGAGGAAAAGGCUGUAAGUGAACAGAUCGCACAGGAACGUGACACAGCCGAAAGAGAAGCCCGUGAGAAGGAAACCAAAGUGUUGUCCCUUACUCGCGAAUUAGACGAGGCUUACGAUAAAAUCGAGGACCUAGAAUCGAAACGAAAGGCAUUACAAAACGAACUAGAUGAAUUAGCAAACUCACAAGGAACAGCAGACAAGAACUUCCAUGAAUUGGAGAAGGCGAAACGAGCACUAGAAAGUCAAGUAGCUGAAUUGAAAGCACAAAGUGAGGAAUUGGAAGACGAUUUGCAACUCACUGAAGACGCGAAACUUCGUUUAGAGGUGAAUAUGCAAGCUUUAAGGUCACAGUUCGAACGUGACAUGCAAGCUAAAGAAGAACAGGCUGAAGAGAAACGUCGAGGACUUGUAAAAGCAUUGAGGGAUUUGGAAGCUGAAUUAGAUGAGGAGAGGAAACAACGGGCCGCAGCCGUAGCUGCUAAGAAGAAGUUGGAAGGAGAUCUUAAAGAUAUCGAAGCCACUUUGGAAAUGCACAAUAAAGUGAAAGAAGAUGCUCUGAAGCAUGCCAAGAAAUUACAAGCACAAGUGAAAGACGCUCUACGGGAAGCAGAGGAAGCGAAGGCUGCCAAGGAGGAAUUGGCUGCAUCAAGUAAGGAAGCCGAACGAAAGGUGAAAGCUCUAGAAGCUGAAGUCAUGCAACUCACGGAAGACCUGUCGAGUUCAGAACGUGCUCGACGCGCUGCCGAAAGCGAGCGUGAUGAACUUUUGGAAGAAAUCAAUGCCAACGCCAGUAAGGGAACUUUGAUGAUUGAUGAGAAACGUCGACUGGAAGCAAGAAUUGCAUCCCUGGAAGAAGAACUUGAGGAGGAACAAUCGAAUUCUGAAGUACUGCUGGAUAGAAGUCGUAAGGCACAGUUAACGAUCGAACAGUUGACAACAGAACUGGCCACAGAAAAGUCGAAUUCACAGAAGAACGAGAACGCCAGGGCCCUUGUGGAACGACAAAAUAAAGAGCUUAAAGCAAAAUUGGCCGAAAUUGAAACAGCACAAAGGUCUAAAAUUAAGGCAACCAUAGCUGGUCUAGAAUCGAAAAUAAGUAACCUUGAAGAACAGCUAGAAAACGAAACUAAAGAAAGGCUGCUGCAACAAAAGACGAAUCGCAAGUUGGACAAAAAGAUCAAGGAGCUGACAAUGAAUAUCGAAGACGAACGACGACAUGCCGAUCAGUACAAAGAACAGGUUGAGAAGAUAAAUAGCCGCGUGAAAAUCUUGAAACGCAACUUGGAUGAAGCAGAGGAAGAAAUUCAAAAAGAGAAGACGCAAAAACGCAAAGCGCAACGCGAAUACGAAGAUAUGUUGGAAGCUCAUGAAGCUCUAACUCGUGAAGUCAAUUCUUUAAAAACGAAACUGAGACGCACCGCUGGUAUUGGCCUCAGCUCCAGCCGUUUAACGGGAUCGAAACGUGAUGAGAGCUCUGUACAGGAUGAAUCCAUAGACGGUGAAGAUUCCGGCAAUUGACGAAAUCGCUUUUGAGCUCGUUACCAAUAUUCCUAAAAGCAAGUUAAGAGAAAAGUUACAUAAAGUAAAUAUAAAAUAAUUAUUAGAAACGAGAACAAAAAAGAAGGAUAAUAAAAGAACAUAAAAAAAUGAAAAUUAUGAAAAAAAGAUCGUUUUUAUGUUUAAAAGUAAAAAUGCGGUAAAAAAACGUAAAUUAAGUUGAGAGGGCGAAUUAUAAGAAGAAAAAAAAUUGCAUUUAUAGGAGAACAGUUUAAAACCAUACUAAAUUAUGUAGUGAAGAUAAAAUAAGAGGAAUAGAGCAUGGCUUUUACUUAGAAAUUUUGAAUUCCUUGAACGUUGAAAUAGUAACAUUCUCCCGAAUUUAUGUGACUGGACACAUCGGCCUAAGACCUACCGUUUGUGUAUGUAUCAACGCGUCCCACCAUCUGUUACUUAAAAGGGUAAAUUGCUUGAGAUCCACAUUACAAAGAAACGUUACAGUGCUUGUAACAAACAGUAUUUCUUUUAUUAAGUGCCAUUUUUCAUACUUCCAUUUUGUAGAUAACCCAAUGUGUUGAUACUGAGUCUGUACUGUUCUUCCGUUCCAAGUGGGGGGGAUGUAGAAGUGAGGGAAAAGUAUAUUUGCAAUUGACUUUUGAAUAGGUGGUUAAUUCUCUGCUACUAUUAUUAUUGUUUACAUGCACUAAAUAAUAUGUUUAUUGGUUUCGUUGAAGCAAAAGCAAGAGCAAUAAGAAAGUAUUUUAGUCGGUCCCUUUCGUCGUUUUGUUUUCGUUAUUUUUUUUAAAGCCAACUAGUUAUACAUGGAACAUUCUUUUUAAUAUCUAAUAUUUUGAAACAUAUUGUAUUAAAACAUUGAAAAUAAUUUCUGUUCCCCUUUAAGCAUAGAAUUUGCAACAGUACUUAUAUUUAAAAGUUAAAAAAUUGAAGUCCCCUGUUUUAUAAAAACUUUUAUUUUAAAGAAUAAAAUUUUGAUACAAGUUAUUAUCGAAAA
Molecule: messenger RNA, 7612 nt
Organism: Hermetia illucens (black soldier fly)
Lineage: Eukaryota; Metazoa; Arthropoda; Insecta; Diptera; Stratiomyidae
Gene: zip
Product: myosin heavy chain, non-muscle
Exons: 10
Coding region: 733-6621 (1962 amino acids)
Cellular component (GO): myosin complex
Molecular function (GO): actin filament binding; ATP binding; cytoskeletal motor activity
Source: RefSeq, a predicted model, not a curated record